Messenger RNA from Saccostrea echinata, 1320 nucleotides. RefSeq lists its product as uncharacterized. Bases 1 to 1320 code for a protein of 439 amino acids. The record is from RefSeq and is a predicted model, not a curated record. Lineage: Eukaryota; Metazoa; Mollusca; Bivalvia; Ostreida; Ostreidae. The transcript has 2 exons.
AUGGAUAUUUUAGACAGAGUGAGCAAACUGAAUGAUCAAAUAGAAGUUAUACGGGCUGGUGGUAACGCAGAAGGUUUUCAAAUACGAGGUUCAGAUAUUGACCAAAUGUACGUUGAUAAAUUAACAAAAGUUGUAAGUACUAUUCCAAAUGAUAUCGGAAAGUCUGUAGCUCUCUUAAGAAUGGUAAAACCCUUCGAUGUUCCAAAAGGGUAUGUCAAACUGAUUGUAUUGACACCUUUUACUCCUCUACAACAUAUUCGAGAAGCGGCAACAAAAAUAUCUAACGAAUAUUUCCUUUCAAAUGAAGUUUUCCUGCGCUCCUUCCAAAGGCAUUUAACAAAAGGAGUUCGACAUGGACCCUGUAUGUUGGAGAAAGAUGAUUUUGGAACUGAACACGAUAGAGCAUUCUGCUUUGAAUAUAAAGACUGGCCGAUCUACGCCAAUGAAUGGGUCAGCAGGAGAAGAAAAUAUGGAUGGCCUUCAAGUGACCUCGUAAAAAACAUUAUGAGAAAUGGAUGUCAUCUGAUGGCAAUUGGAUCCAAAUCUCAAGAUUAUACUGAAUUCAAAUAUUCUAUGCCAGAGGAAAAUCCUCAGUGGAGAGAAGAUCCAUUCCAGUGGCGUUUGUCCUUCUCCGUAGCAGAGAAAAAACUCGUGUACUCAUUCAAUGACACACAGUUUCUCACAUUUGGAAUUUUGAAACUUCUAAACAAUGAAGUCUUUUCUAAAGACCCUAUAAUGAAAAAUUGUUUAUGUUCUUACUUUUUAAAAACUUUAAUGUUCUGGACAAUCGAAGACACACCAUCAGAAUACUGGAAACCCGAACGACUUGUAUUUUGUGUAGAGGUUUGCCUGAAACGAUUAAUUGAAUGGCUGGAUAUUGGAUUUUGUCCGAAUUACUUUGUAAGGGAAAAUAAUAUGUUUCAGGGUAAAGUUCGGGAAAGCGAGUUAAAGUUUACAUCUGAAAAUAUUUCAGAAAUAUACAAAGAAGGUUGGAGGUGUUUGCUACGUUGCCAUUCACUGUCGUACUUAAAAAAAUGUUUGGAGGAUGCAAGACGAACAAUGCCAUGUAUGAAUCAAAACGAAGAUUUUAAAUCACUGACAUCUUCUAGAAGACACGUUGAAAAUGAAGAAAAAGAAGAAGUUCACGACAUAGGAGUCUUUAGCGAAAUUAAUUCUAUGUUUGUAGCAAUUCCAGGGAGAGACCCUUUAGAGAAAGAGCUACGAAAUUCUGUAACAAUUGAAAUGACUGAAGAUUUGGACCGGGCGGAUUUGGAUAUUUUGCGAUUACGCAGUUACAGCAUUGAAACUGGGGAAAUAUGA